AUGGCGGUAAAAGCUAGGCUUAUAGCAUUGCUUGGUAAAGCAGUUUUGCUUUUCUCGGUUUACUCUGUUGCUUCAAGUCAUUCAGGUAAGUAUUAACUCUAUUUGACCUGUAUGUGUUGCUAUCCGCACAUAGAACAAGUCCAUUAUUCCUUUACGUAAUUGUCUUAUGUUUGUGUGCAUCUCAGGAGGAGUUAUAUUUUCGAAAUCAGCAGAACAAGCUAAAACUUCUUACGCGUUUCUGAUGGGAAACCGCCUUUUUGACUCAGCUCAAACUGAUAAAGGUCUGGGAAAUAAAAGCCAUGAAAAAAAGAAUAGCAGAUGUACAACUCUAUGAGAUCUAGAGUUACAGAUGAUAUUCAAGCAAGCAGUAUUAUAAUUGAAUGGAGUAGAGUUGAUCAUGCAAAACGAGCUUAUGCAAAAAUUGGGAGCAAAAAGAAAAAUACCGCAAAUGUGAAUUACAUCCAAUAUAAUCAGAAGUGAUUAAAAGUUUGAAAAUCGCAAGGAAAUCUGUAAAAAUCCGAAAAAAGCAUCCGUUAAUGCUUCUUGAAUAUAUAGCGACAAAGAUGAUCUCAGAAUCCUAGGCUCGAUAGUUAACUUCUUUAUUGUGUCUGUGCGUGUUAACUCACGUGUGACUGUCUUGAUCUGAAGUAAACAAUUUUCAAAAAGCAAGAUUACCUCGGAUCCACUUUAGUUAUGAUAUUUAUAUUAUAGCAUGUAAUAUCAGAAUAUAAUCUAAAUAACAGCACAACUCUGGCCGCAAAAUCGUAAGCGGAAUAAAAUUUCAACCUCCAAGACCUCUUCACAGACAUCUUAAAUCCCAGCUAUGCUCCACUCCAAGAUAUAUUUAGCAGUUAGAAAUCUCGUGACCUACUUCAUUGUUAAACCAAAGUGUCAUGAAUGGAGCUUUAGGAAUAAGGCUUAGUCGGGUAACUUAUGUACCUAAAAACAACAGGUUCUCCAGAUUAUUAUCAUGAUCAUAUUGUACCUUCGUUAGGGAGUUUUCUCUGAGCUGACAGCGAGAACUAACAAACGUACCACAGUGCAAUAUAUAUAUUUUUUUCUUUUUUUGCAGACAGGAUUUUUCUGAGAAAAUGGUAUUUUUCUUAACUCACCCGCUUCUCCUAAAUCGUCAACCAUACGGUGAUAUUUGUAUUCAGCGAACACCCAAAUGAAUCUUAAUGGUACCUGCUUAAUUAGUGACUUUCGCUUUAAUCCGUGCCGAGCCUGCGUCUGUCUCAUGAAGGUGACCCCUAGAAACACCAAACACUGAUAUGAACCCUUUUAAUCUUCUCUUUAUAUUUUAGAAUCUUUGUGCCCUGAAGGAAAGUUCGCAAAUAUUGCGCGGAUCUGUGUACCAGAAUGUGCUACGGGAUACUAUGGUGAUACACUUACGGGAACCUGCCAAAAAUGCUCCUCAAAUUGUAGAACUUGUUUGAAUGGUGAUAGAAACGACAGAUGUUCCAGUUGCAAUCCUUCUUGGUAUCUGAAAAGUAUGCAUACUAUUCAUACAUAAUAUAUGUAUGUACAUAUAUAUAACGCUCGAUUGAAUAGAUGUGGGAAUUUUGUCAUGUUUCGGCAGCCUCAUCGUAUCAGAAUUUUCCCUCGUUUGACGACCGACAAGUGGAUGAGAGAGCGCACCUUCUUAACCGCGGUCAAGCUUCACCUUAACUUUCUGAAUUAUUUGAUACAUCAAUUGAUUGACAGGGUGAUUUUGAAUAAGUGACUGACCAACUUUUUAAAGGUAUAACUAGUUAGCUGACCGACUAACUGAUUAACUGAUAGGCAAGUUGACUGAUUGGCUGACUAGUUAACUUGCUGACCGACUGGCUGGCUGACUGACUGACAGACUGGCUCCCUGACUGACAGGCUGGCUCCCUGACUGACUGACUGACUGACAGGCCGGCUGACUGACUGACUGACACUCUGGCUGACUGACUGGCUGACUGGCUGGCUGACUGACUGACUGACUGACUGACUGACUGACUGACCGGCUGGCUGGCUGACUGACUGACAUGCUGGCUAGCUGACUAACUGACUGGCUGACUGACAGCAUAGCUGGCUCACUGAUUGACUGACUGGCUGACGUAGAGGCUAGCCGAUUGAUUGGCUGACUGACUGACUGACUAAAGGAUGACUAGGUGACAGACUGCAUAACUCACCACCCAACUAACAUAAUAUUUAAGCGAUUUCUUAACCGAUUUCCCAACGUACCGGCCGACAGCGGUUGCGAGAACAAUUGCAUGCUGCUCUUCAUUUUAUAUUCAAACGUUAAUCUUUAUGCUUAAUUCUAUUUAUAGAAGCAACAUGUGUCCAGACUUGUGAUAAUUAUCUUACCAAGGGUCCUCCUGAGACAGAGAUUAGACUCGUUGGUGGAAGUAGUCAUCUUGAAGGCCGCGUUGAAAUUAAUCACCGUGGGAUCUGGGGCACCAUUUGUGAUGACUUGUGGGAUAUAAGUGACGCGGAUGUUGUUUGCCGUGAACUGUUGCUAGGAAAGGCCCAAGAGGCUGUAUCUUUUGGAAGACUGGGUAGAGGACAAGAUUCACAGCCGAUUUGGCUCUCAAAGGUUUGGUUGAUUAUUUUUGUUUAAUUUGAGUGGCUAUAUUUUCUUCAGCAGCAAGUACAGUAGUCAAUAUUUGUGUACAGUAAUUAUCUCUGUAUUACUUUGACACCUGUUAGUCUCACCAGGUGUAAAGGGAGACAGGGGGGGGGGGAAGUGUGGAAAUCUAUUCCUAUCCUCAUACCCUGAGAGUAUCCUAUAUUUGAUCUCUGAAAGGUUCAGUGUAGUGGAGAUGAGACACGCUUGGAGCGAUGCCAACACCAUGGGUGGGGCAAUCACUCAUGCAGCCAUUUUGAAGAUGCUGGUGUCCGAUGCAAAGGACCUGAUACAUCCAGAGAAUGCGUCAGCUCCUGUGGAGAUGGAUAUUACCGCAAGAAAGGAAAGAAACAGUGUGGUGUAUGCUCUACGAGCUGUCUUACCUGUGAAGGCUCCUCUACAGUCUGUACCAGUUGUGACGCUUUCCGAUUUCGUAAAGGUACAGUUUAGGAGAGGGUGUUAGUGGUGCAGUUAAUUCGCCUGCUGGUUGAUUGAGGACAUCAGUGGGCGGCACUUCUCAGAACCCACCGAAUAUGACAAGGACACAAGAGAAUGAGGCUUUUAGAGAAAGAAAGCUACUUAUUCAGGGGAGGAGAUAGUAGGAUUGGAGGGCGGAAUUGAUCUUAGUAAAUGCUAUGGAUAGAUUUUUACUUUGCUUUAUUUUUUCUACCUUAAAUCUCCAAGCCAAAAUUUGGAACAAUUAUUCUGCAGAAAACGUGAAACUAAAGCUUAUAAUGAGUGGACCUGGUACCUAUCGAUUCCAAAUAUCUUUCAUUUAAACAGGUAAAAGCUGCGUUACAUCAUGUGGACAGGGUUUCUAUGGUGAUACCUCUGAUCGACAAUGCAAACCAUGUGAUCCAGGAUGUCGCACAUGCGCAGACGGAACCUCGUCCACCGCUUGUACAACUUGCCCAGAUGAUCGAUACUUAAAAGGAGACGAGUGUGUCGUGAGCUGCGCACCUUCGCUUGUCGGUCAAAGACGACGCAUGCGCCUAGCAGGGAAAAAUUCCACCGAGCUGGAAGGUCGUUUGGAAAUUUUUGUAAACGGCGCCUGGAGCACGGUUUGUGACAAGACCUUUAAUUUUCCUGAGGCAAGUGUCGUAUGUCGGCAGCUUAGGCUUGGAUCCGCCGUAAAAGCUGUCAAGAAGACUGUGUACGGACUUGGAAGCGGUCCAAUAUGGUCCAGAGACGUAAAAUGCACUGGAAGAGAACUAAGUCUGUUCGAGUGCAAAACUACGCCUCGCGCACGUUCGGGUUGUUACCAUAGCAGCGACGUAGGAGUUGUUUGUUCUGGACCAGUGCGUGACGAGCCACCGAUUAACCAGUGCUUGAAGCGAUGCAACCCUGGCUGGUACAAGAAUGACUUUGAUGUCUGUAGUUUGUGUGCAUCACAGUGUGCUGAAUGUUCAGGCAAUAGCUUCCGCUGUACUAAAUGUAAGGAACCUAAAUUCUUAAAAGACAAUACGUGCGUUGAUAAAUGCAACGAUGGAGAAUAUGGACACAUUCCUUCGCGAGAAUGCCGAAAGUGUAACACAGAAAAAUGUGUGACGUGCGCAGAUGGAAACGAUGAAAAUGACUGUAAGUCAUGUACAUCUCCAAAAGCGCUGAAGAAUGGCACCUGUGCGGAGAGUUGUGGGCCUGACAUGUAUCAUAAGAGUGGAGUCUGUGUCAGUAAAUGUGGUGAUUUAUUUUAUGAGUUUGCUGGAAAUUAUUCUUGUCUCCCCUGUCCACCUGAAUGUUUGCAAUGCGUAUUCAACAGUGUGAAGGGUCUACCUCAUUGUACAAUAUGUGCUCCACCCCUUGUGUUCGACAACAACGUUUGUCAUAUCAACUGUUCUGGCUCAAAGGUGGCCGUACCAAUCAGAGCUCUGAAUGAUUCAUAUCCGAAUUCAGCGCUGAUUCGACUGAGUAACGGUUCCGACUAUCUUGAGGGUGUGCUGGAGAUAUUUCACGAUGGAGUUUGGGGAACCGUGUGUGAUGAUGGAUGGGACGCGAAAGAGACCUCAGUAGUAUGUAGAGAGCUUGGCCUCGGCAAGGCUGACGCAACGGCAUCCCUUGGCCACAUCCUAAAACAGCCUAGGGAGGCGCAGGGCAAACUUUGGUUAGAUGAUGUUUUCUGCACAGGAAACGAGAAAACCUUGCACGAAUGUCGACAUAGUCCUUGGGGGAAAACGAAUUGCAGGCACGACGAAGAUGCGGUUCUCCGUUGCACAGGGCCAGGAAUACGCAAAUGUCAACAGAAGUGUCCUGCCAAAUUUUACGAAAAGGGAAAAGUUUGCUUCCCAUGCAAUAUCAACUGCAACUCUUGCGAAGGUGGUCCUAAUAAGUGUAAAACCUGCCUGACCGGUUAUUUCAAGAAGAAUGAAACAUGUGUCGCUGAUUGUGGUCGAGGCUUCUAUCCUGCUGGUAUUACAUGUUUGAAGUGUAAUAAGUCGUGCAGUAGCUGUGAGGGGACACGUAGUAACUGUACAUCGUGUCCCAAGUCUAGAUACAAGAAAGACUCAAAAUGUGUGACUGACUGUGAGCCGGGGUUCAAGCCAUCCUCCAUACCAUUUGUGCGUCUAGUUGGACCGACACCGUUUGAAGGACGCGUUGAGGUAUCAGUCUUAUUCACAUUUCAAGAGCUGCUGGUAAUGUAAGUUUCACUGCUGAUUGAUUUCUUUGCUUACAGAUUUACCACGGAGGCAGGUAUGGCAGCGUUUGUGAUGACUUCUGGGAUAUAAAAGAUGCUAACGUUGUGUGUAGAAUGUUAGGGAUGGGAAAUGCUACAGCUGCUGUAAAACGUGCAAAGUACGGAUCAUUAGAAGACGGGCCAGUUUGGAUGGACGAUGUUAAUUGCACUGGUAAGAAUUGAUUAUCUUGCUGUCACAAUUGUAGACAUUAUGAAUAAACGAGAGAGUUAGCCACAUGCAGCAGUUUUAGCACGCAUGUCUUCGGUUAAAUAUCUUUGUUGCUUAAAAAAUGUUUUUGUACCAUGAAACCAGAUUACAUUAAAAGGUAUCUUGUUCCGGUUUUAGGGAACGAACUUUCUUUGAUUGAAUGUGGGUUCAAUGGAUGGGGCAUUGAAGAUUGUACUCACUCUGAAGAUGCAGGAGUUAUUUGUCAGCGUCCCGGUAACAAUCAAGACUGUUUUUCAAGCUGUAAUCUCAGUAACGGAUACUUUUUGGACGGAAACAAUGGGUGUGGUAAAUGUAGCAGUGAAUGCAAAACAUGCUCGGGUACUCCCGAAAAUUGCACCACAUGUCCACAAAAUACCUUCCUCAAUAAGACGGGCAACAUGACGUUCAACUGUGCCUCUUCAUGCGUAGAGCGUUACUUUGCAGAUCCUCUCACUCAACACUGCAUGCCAUGUGGCAUAAAUUGUCAAGACUGUGAAGGUCGUAAAGAUAACUGUACUGCCUGUGCAGGGAAAUUUCUUAAAAACUCAGAAUGUGUUGAUCAAUGUUCAGAGAGCGAGUUGACUGUGAAAGGUGUCUCUGGUAUUCGUUUAGCCGGUGCAAACUCAACAGUGGAAGGAAGAGUGGAGGUACUUCAUGACGGAAUAUGGGGAACCAUCUGUGACGAUUCGUUCGAUAUGAUGGACGCUAAAGUGAUUUGCAGGCAGCUAAAACUUGGAAAAGCAGUCGAAGCUCUUGGGAGGGCGAAGUAUGGAAUGGGAACCGGGCAGAUUUGGAUUGAUGAUUUACGAUGUGUUGGAACGGAGAGAAAUAUCCGGCAUUGUAAGAUGAAAGCUGGUAAGUGCACAUGUAUCUUAGAGAGGCACAUUCCAAAUUUUGUUAGAAUAAGGACAUUCACCUUUCAUUUUAGUAACUGAUAUAAGUACGCUUCCCUUUUCAGAGACUAACAGGGUUAUGAUUUCCGAUUGGGUGGAUUCCUCUGGAAAAGAACGAGUCAAACUAAAAAAAACAGUAGUCAGUUUCAUGCAAAAAAUGGCUUAUUAAAAUGAAAUAACGGUCUUAGUCUCCCUGCAGCUCUGUUCAUAGAUAGCCUGGCCGUAUUUUAGGCGGAACUCUCGUUGAACACUCAUUGGUUUCGCCAGCAUUUAACUAAAGAAGAUUCAAGUAUACCUUAUUUUGUAAUUGUAGUCGUCUCUACGUUGUUGUUUUUCAGGGGGAAUUGGAAGUCAUAACUGCAGACAUACUGAGGACGCAGGAGUCAAGUGCUCAGGUCCAGACAUGUCCCAGAAAUGUGUGAAAUCAUGUGGUUCUGGUUUCUUCAAAGGAGAGAAAAAGAAAUGCGAGCGAUGCGCCAUGAAAUGUAAAAAUUGUUAUGGAUCAGCCUCAUCUUGUACUAGCUGUGAUUCUCCGUACUUCUACGCUUCCUCAGAUUGUGUCAGAAAAUGUCCGCCUGGUUUGUAUGGUGACACUAAAGAGCGUUUGUGUAAGCCCUGUGAUAAAGUGUGCCAGACGUGCUCAGAUGGCGAAACUGGAGAUAAAUGUCGGUCUUGUCCAAACGGAUUGUUCCUCAGUGAGUGCUAAACUACUUGUUAAUUCACAAAACUGUAACUUGGUAACCUACCAAAGAUAUGUGACUUAACAAACUUGUUACGGUAUGGCUCCUUUUUGGUAAAGAUGGACAAAUUGAAGUCUUUUAUAAAGCUGACACAGCGUAUUGUAUUUUUGAUUGUCAAUCAUUUCGACGGGCACGAUAAAAUCUUAUUCAGUCAUAGAAUUUACGAGGUUAAGACAGCCCCUGCAUUGAACAGUCUUCCCUUACAACACACUAACGUCAAUCGUUUUGUAUUCUCAGAUGGCAGUGCCUGUGUCAAGGACUGCGGUGACCUCCAUUCCGUGUCAUCAUUAUUCUUGCCAAGGCCACUAGAGCCGGUGGUCAGAUUAGUAAAUAAAGAAGGAAGUAGGGGGCAGGGGCGAGUAGAAGUGCUGUAUGAGGGCGUAUGGGGAACUGUCUGCGAUGAUGGUUGGGACAUAAACGACGCUAGCGUUGUUUGUAAAGAGCUUGGCUUUGGGAAGGCGAAAGAAGCUUCGAAACACUCUAGCUUUGGAAAGGGUAAGUCUGUGUUUCACUUCGAAAAACCUGAUUUAGACUUUGGUAUAAAAACUGCCUUUUUCAUGAUUUCCUCCACAAAGGAAUCGGAAUUAUCUGGAUGGAUAACGUGAACUGUCUCGGUUAUGAGUCCUCACUUACCCACUGUCGUCACGUUGGCUGGGGUGAAGGUAACUGUGAUCCAAACCACGCCGAAGAUGCAGGUGUGAUCUGUGAUAACACGACUGUAGAAGAGCUCAGCAAUAACUUUUGUAGGAAGGUCAACGAUGGUUCAUGUGCUGAUCUUCAGGUACUUAACUUUAACCACUGAAGACAUAACUUCUAACGGAGCUCACUCAUUCCGUUUACAACGACAAGAUCUCUUCUUACAUUAAAAGCAAACCAUUGAUUGAUGACUGUGAUUUCCUUCUUUUUCCUAUUCUUCAUUGUUAGCUGUGUGACAGUCACGCGGGAGUAACGUGUGUAGACUUGGACCUUUACAACCAAAAAGGAGAGGAAGAGUCCGUGUGUAUGAGAUGUCCAAAUGGUUACACUGGUGACGGACAGAAAUGCAGAGGUAUUCAGUUCGAUCAUCAUCUUCUUAUGUUAGAUGUUAAUGUUUGUCUUGCAUUUGUUCAAAAUGUUAUUUGACGUGAUGAUUAGAUAACGCAGGUGGGAUGGGUGAGGCCAUUGUGGUUUGUGCUCUGGUUUUUUUCGAAGGCACGUCAUGCAACAUUUGAAACUGGUAAACACUGAUUCAGACAAACCUUUUAAAAUCAAUAUCUCUUUUUUUGUCAUAAUUACAUUCUAGUUAUUGCCUCCAAGCCCCCAAUAUUUGACAAGAAGCCAAACAAGUUGGAAAACGUGAAAUUUCAAGAUGCAUUUAGCCUACAGUGUUCCUCUUUGCCUCCAGUGGUAUAUCCGUCCGCGUGGGACUGGAGGAAAGAUGGGAAGCCACUCUCCGUCAAUGACAUAAGAUCCAGGAGGAUUACUUCUAUAUCCGGGACUUUGGUAGUGAGAUCUGCUGCUGCAGAGGAUACUGGAAACUACACAUGCGUGUUAGUGAACAGUGCCGGAUCAAUUGAGAGUGACCCGGUGAUGGUUGUCGUAAAAGGUUUGUUCAAAUUGUCGGCCAUGUUCUUAGAAUCACAAUCAACUGAAACAAAAAUUUAAGCUCAGGUGGGGUUUUGAACAGUAUAGAACCCUGACAGAAAAUUAAGUAAAGGCGUGUAGGUGACGAUAAAAACAUGAGGUAUUAGGAAUACAAUAGAAAAGAGGAGUAAAGAAAAGAAAAACAUAUGUCAUUUUUUCCUUCUAGUCCCUCCCCAGAUCCCUGGCGUCGUAUCAGCCGACGUUGCUAAGGGCGACAGUACAACUCUGGCUUGUUUAGUGUCCAGCUUUCCGCCGUCAAACAUCACAUGGCGAUACAAGGACAAAAUCAUUGGCUCGGACAACAUUAGAUACAACGUCAACGAUAGAAACUUUUCUAUUCAGAUAAAAAACGUAAAAUUUGAGGACGCUGGGGACUACGAGUGCGAAGUUAUGAAUGAGUUAGGAUCAGCAGUGGCUUAUGCAAAACUUGAAGUGGGAUGUAAGUGGUAUGGUGUGUGUUUAGGUUUCAUUGACUGAUUGAUUAAUUGACCUACUGACUAUUUGACUGACUGACCAUUUCCAUGCCAAUUGACUGUCUGUUGAAUUGAUUGAUUGACGCAUCUGAUUGAUGUACUAAUUGAUGAUGGCCACAUUGCUUUAGCCAAUGUCGAUAGAAAUGACAAGUUUUGUCUCUAAUUUUCACCUCUUUUAGUGACACUUCGAUACACCAAGUUCGAACCAGAGGCCAAGAUAAAAAAAAUGGGCCAAGAUGUCACACUACCAUGCGUUGUAAGCGCUAUCCCUACUCCAAAUAUGGCAUGGAAAAAGGAUGGAGAACUGGUAACGAAUGACGAUCGUCAUGUGGUCACUCAAACAGAUUUGACAAUACGUAAACUUACUUCAACGGACAUGGGAAGAUAUUACUGUAUAGCUUGGAAUAAACGAAGUGUAAAGGCCAGGGAUGUUCUCUUGUUUGUAACAGGUAGGGAUUUGAACAAAGUAGCUUGCAGCUUGACACUGCAAAAUGUUCAGCAAAGUAAGCCUUAGACGUGAGCCGGAGACAUUAGGUGGUCAUGGCUCGUCACAUGAUACGCCAAGAGUCGACUGUCAUAUGAUAUGAAGCGACUUGGAAUAUGAUAUAAUGCCCUGAAUGGUACUUGUAGGCUAGCUGGCUAUUCCCUAGUAACCCCCCUGAAAAGGAACUUUCUGGUACCCCUUAAACUGUUGUUUCAAGAGUGGAGACAAAUCGCCAGUAUAUAAAAUUCAAACAAUAAACUUUCCGAGGAUGACCCGAGAGUUUUUUGUUCGUUCUCUGCGGUUUAACGAUUAGUCCAGCUUGUUGUACUUUCCGAAUGAGUGGCAAUAUAUUUUAUCACUCUUAAACAUUGCUAUAAGCCUUAUUUUUAAAGCAAACAUAAAUCUAAUUUGAUUAUCCAACUCAUUAAAAACUGUUCUAGGGCCUCCAAUAAUAGACAUUUUUCCAGUUGAUCAGGAUGUUCUCUCCGGAGCCGAUGUAUCUUUGUACUGUGGAGGAUAUGGUGAUCCUCCUCCGAAGAUUAUUUGGCGAAAAAAUUCCGUGAACGUUGAGACCUCACACAGAAUAAAAAUUGAUCCCGUCCAGGGAUCAGGAGAGCUUCAGAUUAUUUCGGUGACUGUCGAAGAUGCGGGAAAGUAUGAAUGCAUUUAUAGAAAUAGUUUUGGUGAGGCCAGGAGAGAGGCGUCGCUUACGGUGGACGGGCAAACAGGGACAGGUCAGUAGUAAAGUAUGUUUAUAAAGAAAACAUCUCCAUGCUAUUAUAGUUAAGGUGAAUAAAAUGGCAGCCAUAACAACAGCGAUUUUACUAUUCGGUUAGUGUGUGCAUGUGAGGUAUGAGAGAUUUUGGCAAAUUUUAAAAUGAUGUGGAUCAUGGGCGAGAUGUCUGAAAAUGACAUGAAAUGAAAUGAAUUUUUGAGACAGAGGGCCUACUGAGCAAGCGUUUCCUGAGUUUACCACAAGUUGAUGGGUGAAAGCGGAAGUGCGGCUUGAUUAAUGCACCAGCAGCGUGUGGUUACUCUCCUAUUUGGAAAGGCACCAAAACCAUUAACAAUUACGUCGUUAAAGAAAGUGUUGUACGCCAAUUCUUAGUUGUUGGUCGUGAGAACCAGAAACAUUAGAAAUGUUUCAUAGGCUUUUAAGAAGCAGGGAAGUGUAUUCAACAACCUUCUUGUGUUUUAUAUUCUAGAAUCAAAAACGAAGGCAUCGAAAGGUCUCAGCACUGGAGCAGUGGUGGGAAUCAUUGUUCCCCUCGUUCUUGUCAGCCUCCUCGUUGUUGUUGCAGUCAUCUUCAAGUGUCGAAAGACUUCGUAUUACAGAGGAGACAAACUUAUGAUGAGCAAACCAACAUGGCUCUCUGACUUUAAAACGAGAGUAGCAUCAUCUUUUGGCAAGGAACCAAAAACAGAGCCCUUAGAGGAGGAAGACAUUGAUUUAUAAAGGGACUAGGAAACUUUACAUCAAAAACACUGUGAAUUAGAAACUGUUCCUUACAGUAGAGUGAUAGAAUAACAGCUUAUUAUAGGCAUCAAGUAACGUCUUAGGUUUUUAGAGAAUAGAAAUGAGCUUCUGGAGUGAACAGUAUGCCUAACUUUACAUAAAACAAUGAAACACGCUCGCGACAUUUAAGCCAUUUCCGCUUAUUUUAUGUGAAGUGUCUUCUGAUAACUAGGGCUAGCUCAUCACCACACCAAAAGGAAAAACUUAGCAUACUUGAACAGUUUUCAGCUCGUCUGUAGGAUCAAGAGAUUGAUCAAAGUAGGAGUCUUAACAGCACCAGAGUAAAACAUGGGAUUCCCUUUAUUUUAAACGCCGGAGUACAAUCAAGAGUCAAGACAACUUUCAUCGGUUAGGCUUCAAUUGCAUCGCGAGAGACCCAAAUAAAAUGCUUCUAAACACCUUUUUUACUUAAUUGAAAGGGUAAAGGCAAGUUUCUAAAGAGCUUAUGGUUCGAAAUGAAAGGGAAGGGAGAGAUAAGGUAAAAAUGUACACAAUAAGGUGAGGUGAGGUGCAAGGCAAAAGGAAAUACGAUCAGAGAGAAAAGAUGCAAAAUGCGGGGCUUAACUUUUCGACUCCAGAUUAAUAAUCAGUGCCAUGUUACUGCUAAUGUUAAGUUUAACCACCGGAAAGGAAAUUGGUCAGCAACCCUGCUGUAGACAGUAUCCAAUGGGCGGGAAAGAACUACUGACGACGUUCACUGAUACGUGUUUGAUGCUGGAAGCCCGGAACAGCCGAGCAUAUAGUGACUGUUUCAGAUAAGCCAUGUAUACUACACUCAUACGUGACCAUACUCAAACAUAUUCAUGUACACUCAGUCGGACUGUCCACAGCACAUACAAACCAUAUCACCUACAAAAGAUACAGAUACCGACACUGCCUCCCGUAGCUACAGCAAUCUAGACUCCGUCUACAAUAGAUAAAGCUAUUUACGCUGAUUGUGAUAUAUACAGCCAUUAAAACAAUCUAAAACAUUCAGUUAUCACAAUGAAUACAGCCAUCUACUCCUUGUACAUCAGAUACUGCUAUCUACACUACACACAGUUAUG
Molecule: messenger RNA, 12247 nt
Organism: Pocillopora meandrina
Lineage: Eukaryota; Metazoa; Cnidaria; Anthozoa; Scleractinia; Pocilloporidae
Source: the annotation of a GenBank genome assembly